GAAAAGGACGUGCCGGAGCUGGCAGUUCCCCCUGAGAAGUGCCAGGGGCUCAUGUCGGAGGAGUGCGGGCGGAUUGCAGCCCUGGCGGCCGCGAGGACUCGAAAAGGCGCCGGGGAAGAGGGACUGGUGAGCCCCGAGGGAGCGGGGGACGAGGAUUCGUGCUCCUCCUCGGCCCCGCUGUCCCCGUCGUCCUCGCCCCGGUCCAUGGCCUCGGGCUCUGUCUGCCCCCCCGGCAAGUGUGUGUGUAACAGCUGCGGCCUGGAGAUCGUGGACAAGUACCUUCUCAAGGUGAAUGACCUGUGCUGGCAUGUUCGGUGUCUCUCCUGCAGUGUCUGUAGGACCUCCUUAGGAAGGCAUACCAGCUGUUAUAUUAAAGACAAAGACAUUUUCUGCAAACUUGAUUAUUUCAGAAGGUAUGGAACUCGCUGCUCUCGUUGUGGGAGGCAUAUCCAUUCUACUGACUGGGUCCGGAGGGCCAAGGGGAAUGUCUAUCACUUGGCAUGCUUUGCCUGCUUUUCUUGCAAAAGGCAACUUUCCACGGGAGAGGAGUUUGCUUUGGUGGAAGAGAAAGUCCUCUGCAGAGUGCAUUAUGACUGUAUGCUGGAUAAUUUAAAAAGAGAAGUGGAAAAUGGCAAUGGGAUUAGCGUUGAAGGUGCCCUCCUCACAGAGCAAGAUGUUAAUCAUCCAAAACCAGCAAAAAGAGCUCGGACCAGCUUUACAGCAGAUCAGCUCCAGGUUAUGCAAGCACAGUUUGCUCAGGACAACAACCCAGAUGCACAGACCCUCCAGAAACUGGCAGAAAGGACAGGCUUGAGCAGACGUGUGAUACAGGUGUGGUUUCAGAAUUGUCGAGCACGACAUAAGAAACACGUCAGUCCUAAUCACUCCUCCUCUGCCCCAGUCACAGCAGUCCCUCCUUCCAGGCUGUCUCCACCCAUGUUAGAAGAAAUGGCUUAUUCUGCCUAUGUGCCCCAAGAUGGGACGAUGCUAACUGCGCUGCAUAGUUACAUGGAUGCUCAUUCACCAACAACUCUUGGACUCCAGCCCUUGUUACCCCAUUCAAUGACACAACUGCCAAUAAGUCAUACCUAA
Messenger RNA from Callorhinus ursinus (northern fur seal), 1092 nucleotides. The record is from RefSeq and is a predicted model, not a curated record. NCBI's taxonomy places the organism in Eukaryota, Metazoa, Chordata, Mammalia, Carnivora, Otariidae.